Messenger RNA from Dioscorea cayenensis subsp. rotundata (Guinea yam), 3893 nucleotides. Its product is annotated as pentatricopeptide repeat-containing protein At5g62370-like. Gene Ontology annotation, molecular function: protein binding. Bases 118 to 2997 code for a protein of 959 amino acids. NCBI's taxonomy places the organism in Eukaryota, Viridiplantae, Streptophyta, Magnoliopsida, Dioscoreales, Dioscoreaceae. The record is from RefSeq and is a predicted model, not a curated record. The transcript has 3 exons.
UUUACCCAACCUUGCCUUCCAUCUCCCACCAUCACUUAGAAACCCUAGCCGCCCCCUCCAUGCCUUCGCCGCUUCGCUUCCUCCUCUAUACCGUCAAAACUCUCUCUUCCUGUUGCCAUGGCCAGCCACAGCGACCACUGCUUCUCCUUCUUUGCCUCCCUCCUCCGCCGUGGCUUGCCCUCUGUCGCCCUUUCCGUCCGCUAUGCCUCCUCAUCAAGCGUAGGCCUCCCCAUGGACCCUGCCCGCGUCCUCCGUACCCUCUUGUCGUCACGCCAAUUUACGAAGGCGUCCCAGGUCUUCCUCUCCUUCACCUCUCCGUCCAUCUCUGACACAUCUCUUCUUGACUCAAUGCUCCUUUGCUACUGCAAGCUCCGAGACCUUCCCGGGGCCCAAUCCCAUUUUAAUUCCAUCAUACAGCUCGGAACUUUGCCCAGUUUAGCCUCCUACGGCACGUUGCUUCGGCUAUUGUGUGUCAAAGAACAGGUGUCGCACGCUCUCUCACUGUUUUUCCGCAUGGCCAAAGCUGGUGUUCUCCCGCCUGCGUCCUCUUAUCACGUUUUGAUUACUUGGUUGUGCUCCGAGGGUUACCUGAAUGAAGCAUGCUUCCUGUUUGAUGUAAUGCUUGGUGAUGGCAUUCGGCCGUCUCACCCUUUGUUGAAGUCCUUGGCUUAUGGCUUUUGCAAAAGGCAGAGAAUGUUGGACGCCGAGCGAGUUUGUAGGCUCAUGAAGUUGCAUGGGUUCGUUUUGGAUUGUAAGCUGUGCACGGCCAUGAUUCAUGGGUACGUCAGGGAAGGAAAGAUAAAUUUGGCUCUUGAUCUUUUUAAGGAGUUGAAGGAGAGGAUUGGCUGUGAACUAGAUGUAUACUUGUAUAAUACAAUAAUUAAUGGGCUCUUGAAGUUUAAUUUUGUUGAUGAGGGUUGGGAGUUGUUCCAUGAAAUGGUGGGAUGUGGCCUCAAGCCAAAUGUGGUUACUUUCAAUACGAUGAUCAGCUGGUACUGUAAAAACUCUGAUGUGGACUCUGCUUUGGCGCUUCUUGACACAAUGAAGAGUUAUGGUUUGACCCCAAAUCUGCAUUGCUAUACUGCAGUGAUAACCACACUUUGCAGGGCGAAGAGAUUGGUGGAGGUGGAGAAGUGGUUUGAGAAGAUGCUUGACUGUGGCCUCAUCCCUGAUGACAGUAUGUUUCAGUUGCUGAUUAAGAAUCUUCCAUUUGAUCAUAUGUCUUGGAUGAUGGGCAAGGUUUUGGAUCAUCUGUCCAGGAAUGGUUGCAAUAUCAGCGUUUCGAGGUUUGUCCGAUUGUGUACUUCUGAUUCAGAUGAGGAAUUGCAGCGGGGAGUCAGGCUUCUUUUUGAUGAGAUGGCAGGAAACAAUAUAAUCUCAUUGAAAGUGGUUCUCCAUAUUUUGUUAGGAUCUGUGUGCUCACUGGGUAAGUUUAACAUUGCUCAUCUCUUAUUGGAGAAUAUGGUUGAUCAUGGAUCUGCGCCUUCAAUUUCUCAUUAUAAUUUCUUAAUGACAUGUUUGUGCAAGGAGGAUAGAAUUGAUGACGCUUACUCUCUUUUAUGUCUUAUGAGAAGUAGAGGUGUGCUUCCUGAUCUGGCUACACAUUCAAUUGUUAUAAAUUUUCACUGCAAGCGCGGAGACAUAGAUUUAGCAUUGAUAGCUUUUGAUGAGAUGAUACAGCAGGGUUUUAGGCUUCCUGUUGAUGUUUAUAACUCAAUCAUAAGAUCUUUGUGCAAAGCAGGGAGGAUGAUGGAAGCUGAGCUCACCUUUGACAGGAUGCUACAGGCAGGCAUCAUGCCAGAUAAAGGGAUCUACACUGCACUCAUCAACAGUUAUUCAAAGAUGGGAAAGAUUGUUGAUGCUCGAUAUCUGUUUGAUGAGAUGGUCUGUCGUGAUAUUCGACCAAGUUCCCAUGCUUACAAUGCUCUUAUUAAUGGACUGGUAAAGACUAACAUGUUUAGAAUGGCUGGCAAAUAUCUGCAUAUGAUGCUGGAGGAUGGUUUUGUGCCAAACACAGUCCUUUACACAAUGCUCAUAAACCAGUUCCUUAAGAAAGGGGAUGUUCGCUUUGGACUAGAUCUAUUUGCAUUGAUGGUGAGGAACCAGGUUGAACCUAAUAUUAUCACAUUUGGAGCUGUGAUCAAUGGUAUAUGCAGAAAUGUCUCACGGCAUGAAAAAAUGAAACUUUCUUUAGCUGUAAAAUUGGAGGAAGCAAGGUGCUUACUUUUUAAGUUGUUAUCACGAAAUACUUUUGUGCCAGGAAAGCUAACUCAAAAUGUCCGUUGUGGAACUACUAAAGAAAAAAUUGAGCUAGCCAUGGAGUAUAUACUACAUCUUCCGGAUGUUGGCUUGGUUCCGGAUUUGCAUAUUUACAAUGGGAUGAUUAAUGGGUUUUGCCGAGCUAAUAUGAGAAACAAUGUUAAUGCCCUCAUAGAUUCUAUGGACAAAGCCGGUGUUGUCAUUAACCAAGUAGCAUGUACCAUCUUAAUAGGUGCCCAUAUCAAUUCUGGUGAGAUUGAUUGUGCGACAGAAUUAUUUAACCAGAUGAACAGAAAUGGUUGCAUGGCUGAUAAUGUUACUCUUGAUACUCUUAUAAAAGGUUAUUCUAUCGCUGAAAGAGGGAUGGAGGCAUUAUCUCUUUUUUACAUGAUGCGAAAGAGAGGGUUUUUCCCUAGCAAAUCUUCAUGUCAUAGAUUACUUGACUGCCUCUGUCUAAGUCAUGCUAGCGAUCUGGCAUUUAGGCUAUUUGAGGAAAUGGUCUUGCUUGGCUAUACACCACAGCAUGAUAAAUAUAACAAAUUGCUCUUCAUGCUCUUGGAAGAGGAAAGUUUUCAGGCAGCUCACAAAACCUUCGACAUGAUGCUUAAAAGAGGAAAAACUCCAGAUAAUGAGGCAAAGAAACAGUUGCUCAAUGUUUGUUAUAAGCAUGGAGAAUAUGAUCUGGCUUUUGUGAUUGACAAAAAUAUACCAGUUUAUGAGGUUCUGCCUGAAGGUUGAGCACACAGAUGCCUCUUUUUUGUGCUAUCGGUGGAGAGUCAGGGACAUGACCACUGUUACUUCAAAAAAUCUGGGGGGGCAUUCUUUUCAGGUGCUUAAAUGAUAUACUACACAUAUGUAUGGUAGAACAUAGAUUUCUUUUGUGUUUUGUCACAAGGUUGGUAGAUAUGUUCUACUGUGACACUUUUUCUUUGUGUGUUAUAUAGAUUUCUCUUAGUAUGUUUGGUUAUUAUGUUGGAUCAUUGACAAGGCUCUUGUCAAGUUUGCUGGUUUUGUGUGGGGUGUUAGAAUCUCUCAGAUGUAUAGAUCAAGAACACCCAAAAUUUGGCAAAUCACUUCAACUGAUUGGCAUUAUCUUUUGUAUGAAUGUGUCUCACAAUAAUUGGCAAGCUCUAAAUGAAGCACUAACCACAGAAGUACAGUGCCUGAAACUAGUUACUGCUGAGCUCGGUGUCCUCACCGUCUGUCCAACAGCUUGAGCCAGCAAAUGCAGCUGAAUCUUAAUAUGUUUCAUCUGCAGCAACUGCAGAAGGCACAACAGCAUCAAGAGCAGCAGCCUGCACAUACUCCCUCUAUUUCAAAAACAACAGAACUACUCUGGCUCAAAUAACGAACUAUCAAAUGACAAGAUGAAGCACUAAAUCAACCAACGGUCUGUAUCUACAUUUUGUUUUAGCUUAAGUAGGAUAUGCAUCUGACUGAGGCUUUCUAUAUUUAAAAGGUGGUUUCAUUAUUUUUAUUUUUUAUUUUUUGAAGAGAAUAUUGUUUAAUUUUGAGAAAGCACAAGUCAUUUGGAUGUAAGAUUCAUGACCUUGUAACUAAAAUGUUACUAUGCGAUGUGUUGUAUAAGAAUCUUUGAGAGAGACUAUAUUUAAGAUGCUAUUUAUUUUUCACAA